AUGGUCCCAAGUGAAGUCCAUCAGCAUACGGGGAUUAUUAAAUUGCUUCUCCAUUUUGGAUGGACAUGGGUGGGACUGUUUGCAGUUGCCGAUGACAGCGGAGAGCAUUUCUUGCAAGCCCUUGAGUUGUUAUUUUCCCAAAAUGGAAUCUGUUCAGCCUUCACACAAAGAAUGCCGAAACAAGCCUUUUGGUUUACCAGUGAUGAACUGAGCAUUUUGGCUUCAAAUGUUUAUCUUCAUCUCUUGGAGGGUGAUGCCAAAACAUUUGUGGUCUAUGGAGAAACCAUGACAAUUAUAUGGCUGAUGGCUGCUAUGAAUCUAGUAGACUGUGACUAUAAUGAAGCCCGUUGUUUUGGAAAGGUGUGGAUUAUGACAGCUCAAAUUGAUCUCGCUUUAACAAGCCUCCAGAGAAGUUCAAAUGUUCAGGUUUUUGAAGGAGCCAUUUCCUUCUCAAUUCACUCCCAGGAGCUUCUAGGAUUUUGGAAAUUUCUUCAUCUUAUCAAACCUGGUUGGACUCAAGUGGAUGGUUUUCUCAAGGACUUCUGGGUGCAAGCAUUCGACUGUACAUUUCCAGAUUCCCAGGAGGUGACAGAGAUCCACAAAAUAUGUACUGGGGAGGAGAGGCUGGAGUGUCUUCCUGGGCAUAUUUUUGAUAUGCGCAUGUCUGGCCACAGUUAUAGCAUCUAUAAUGCUGUCUAUGCUGUGGCACAUGCUUUGCAUGCCAUGUACUCAUUUAGAUCCAGCCACAGAGCAAUGGUGGGUGGCAAAAGAGAUGCAUAUCAAGAAGACAUCCAACCUUGGGAGGUUCACCUGUUUCUUCAAGGCAUUUUGUUUAACAACUCAGCUGGAGAAAGAGUGUAUUUUAACGAAAACAGAGAACUGGGUGCAGGGUUUGAUAUAAUGAAUCUGGUUAUGUACCCAAAUAAGUCCUUUGUUGGAGUGAAAGUUGGAAAGGUGGAUCCCAAUGCUCCUGAGGGACAUGAGUUCAUCAUUCAUGAGGAUAUGAAUGUGUGGAACAGACAUCUUAACCAGGUGCUGCCUGUUUCUGUGUGUAGUGACUCCUGCCCGCCUGGUUACCAGAAGAAAAAGAAGGAAGGGAAGAAAUUUUGCUGCUAUGAUUGUUCUCCUUGUCCAGAAGGGAUGAUUUCAAGUCAAAGAGGUAUGGAUGAUUGUAUCAAAUGUCAAGAAGAUGAGUAUCCUAGCGAUGAUCAAAAUCAAUGUGUCACCAAGACAAUCAGCUUUCUGUCUUAUGAAGAACCCUUAAGGAUCAGUUUGACUUCAAUUGCCGUUUCUUGUUCCUUGAUCACAGUCUUAGUGCUAGCUACUUUUAUUAAGCACAAAGAUACCCCCAUAGUCAAAGCCAACAACCGGGAUAUCACCUACGUGCUCCUCAUCGCUCUUCUCCUCUGCUUUCUCUCUUCUUUACUAUUUCUGGGACAACCAAAAAAGAUCACCUGCUUACUCCGGCAAGCUGCUUUCGGCAUCAUCUUCACAGUGGCUGUUUCUUGUGUGUUGGCCAAAACCAUCACUGUGGUUGUAGCUUUCAUGGCCACCAAACCAGGAUCCAGCAUGAGGAAGUGGGUGGGGAAAAGAAUGACCAACUCCAUUGUCCUUUCCUGUUCCCAUAUGCAAGCCGCCAUCUGUACGACGUGGCUAGGAACCUCUCCCCCAUUCCCAGAUACAGACACAUGGUCAUUGACUAAAGAAAUCGUAGCAGAAUGUAAUGAAGGGUCCUUUGUCAUGUUUUGCAUUGUCCUAGGCUAUAUGGGACUUUUGUCUGUCAUCAGCUUGACUGUGGCUUUCAUAGCCAGGAAGCUACCAGACAGUUUCAACGAAGCCAAGUUCAUCACCUUCAGCAUGCUGAUCUUUUGCAGUGUUUGGGUGUCUUUUGUUCCAACCUAUCUGAGCACCAAAGGAAAAUACAUGGUCGCUGUGGAGAUCUUCUCUAUCUUGGCCUCCAGUGCUGGUUUAUUAGCUUGCAUCUUUCCCCCCAAAUGCUACAUUAUUCUUCUGAAGCCCGGGUUGAACAAGAGAGAGCAGCUAAUAAAGAGAAAGAAUUAA
Messenger RNA from Eublepharis macularius, 2061 nucleotides. Its product is annotated as vomeronasal type-2 receptor 26-like. Gene Ontology annotation, cellular component: membrane. Lineage: Eukaryota; Metazoa; Chordata; Lepidosauria; Squamata; Eublepharidae. Gene Ontology annotation, biological process: G protein-coupled receptor signaling pathway. The coding region runs from base 1 to 2061 and encodes 686 amino acids. The transcript is spliced from 4 exons. The record is from RefSeq and is a predicted model, not a curated record. Gene Ontology annotation, molecular function: G protein-coupled receptor activity.